CCGAUAAAAUUUUGAUGCGCCUACCGAAAACCGCCAAUAUAAUCUGGUCACACUGCCGACUGUACAAUUGUCAAUUUGCCGAAUUCGUCCAAAACAAGACUCAGCCGUAUCUCUGCCGCACGAUGUUCAAGAAGUUUGACGAAAAAGAAAGCGUCUCGGGGGUUCAGCAACUGAAGUCCUCGGUGCAGAAAGGCAUCCGGGCCAAGCUGAUUGAGCAGUUUCCCACCAUCGAAAAUCACAUCGAUCUAGUUUUACCGAAGAAAGAUGCUUUCCGGAUAGUUAAGUGUCACGACCAUAUUGAGCUGCUAAUCAAUGGCGCAGGCGAGCAGGUUUUCUUCCGUCACAGAGACGGACCAUGGAUGCCGACGUUGAAGCUGUUCCAUCGGUUUCCAUUCUUCCUGCCGAUGGAGCAGGUGGACAAGGGUGCGAUCCGGUUCGUACUAAGCGGAGCCAACAUUAUGUGCCCCGGGCUGACGUCACCGGGUGCGUGCAUGACCAAGGUGGAGAAGGGAACGGUUGUGGCGAUAAUGGCCGAAGGCAAGCAGCACGCGCUGGCCAUCGGAUUGACCGCCAUGUCGACCGAUGAUAUUGCCAAAGUAAAUAAGGGCGUUGGUGUGGAAAAUUGCCACUAUCUCAACGACGGAUUGUGGCAGAUGAAACCGAUUAAAUAAAACACGUCCUAAAAGGGCUUUUCGAUUGCUGUGUUUUACACGAAA
Molecule: messenger RNA, 716 nt
Organism: Anopheles arabiensis
Lineage: Eukaryota; Metazoa; Arthropoda; Insecta; Diptera; Culicidae
Gene: MCTS1
Product: malignant T-cell-amplified sequence 1 homolog
Exons: 4
Coding region: 15-671 (218 amino acids)
Biological process (GO): formation of translation preinitiation complex
Molecular function (GO): RNA binding
Source: RefSeq, a predicted model, not a curated record